AACUGACAACACAGCAACCGGCGCAAUGAAAUGAAAUGGAACCGCAGCGGCAUCUCCGUAGUCAUAAAUGUCAGUCAUUUGUCAGCUCCAAUGUCAGAUGUCAGUCUACGUGAGUUUGCGGAGGUUUUGGGUGCGUCAGUCUACAAUGGCUAAAUCGUUAUUCUUAGUUUUUGUAGGGCUUAUGACCCUUUUAGUUAUAGUGCAAGUUUCCGGUGAUGGUGGCUCUAAAAAAGGCCCCAAAGUCACUGAAAAGGUAUGGUUUGACAUAACUAUCGGCGACGAAGCCAUAGGUCGUAUAGAAAUCGGUCUUUUCGGUAAAACCGUACCCAAAACAGCGGAAAACUUCAAACAGUUAGCCCUAAAACCAGCCGGUGAAGGCUACAAGGGUAGCAAGUUCCACCGUGUAAUCAGGGAUUUCAUGAUCCAAGGAGGUGACUUCACUAAAGGCGAUGGAACUGGUGGAAGAUCCAUUUAUGGUGAGAGAUUCGCAGACGAAAAUUUCAAGCUGAAACACUAUGGUGCUGGUUGGUUGUCAAUGGCUAAUGCCGGAAAGGAUACGAACGGAUCUCAGUUCUUUAUUACCACCAAACAAACCACUUGGUUGGAUGGUAGACACGUAGUGUUUGGCAAAAUACUCAAGGGAAUGGAUGUAGUGCGGAAAAUUGAGAGUACCAAGACAGACAGCAGGGAUAGACCUGUCAAGGAUGUUGUAAUCGCAGAUAGUGGAGUCGAGGAAGUUUCAGAACCUUUUGGUGUCAGUAAAGAAGAUGCCAGAGAUUAAAAAUAAUUUUUUUAUUCACGUUUUUUUCCAUAUCGGUUCCUCGUGUGAUAAAAAUUCAUAUUUUUUUCUUAUAAUAAAAAAACUUUUAUACUAAA
Messenger RNA from Sitophilus oryzae (rice weevil), 876 nucleotides. RefSeq names its product peptidyl-prolyl cis-trans isomerase B. The record is from RefSeq and is a predicted model, not a curated record. The coding region runs from base 68 to 781 and encodes 237 amino acids. NCBI's taxonomy places the organism in Eukaryota, Metazoa, Arthropoda, Insecta, Coleoptera, Curculionidae. Gene Ontology annotation, cellular component: intracellular membrane-bounded organelle. The transcript is spliced from 2 exons. Gene Ontology annotation, biological process: protein peptidyl-prolyl isomerization; protein folding. Gene Ontology annotation, molecular function: peptidyl-prolyl cis-trans isomerase activity.